AUGGCUUGGACAAAGACCAUUGCCUAUACACUGGCCACCUGCUCGCUCUGGCUUCCCGCCAACGCCGACAAUGUCUGGCCAAAUGAAGCAACUGACGAGCUUGAGAAGAUGUUGUUCGAACAGCAGAACCCUUUCGAAGGCAGUCUUGCCACCUUUGCUGUCCCCUGCAGUGCCAGUGGCCUCGCCAUCGGACGUGGUUUUGGUGCUGAGUGGAUCAGAAACGCAUACCAUGACAUGGCCACGGCAGACGUGCAAGCUGGCACUGGAGGAAUAGAUGCCUCAAUUGUCUUCGAAAAGGAUCGCCCAGAGAAUCCCGGCAGCGGCUUCCAAGAGACAUUAGACUUUUUCCGUCCAAGAUACACCACCCGAUCCUCGUUAUCUGACCUUUUCGCCAUGGGCGCGGUCUUUGGAGUUGGCGGAUGCUCAAAUGGAAAUAUCAUCCUCCCCUACAGGGCGGGUCGUGUUGAUGCAACCGGCCCUGGCCCUUCUGGUGUUCCAGAACCACAGGAAGACCUUGCCACACACACUGCAAAGUUUGUGAGACAGGGUUUCAACACGACCGAGAUGAUUGCCCUUGUUGCCUGUGGGCAUACCGUUGGAGGUGUGCAUGGUGUGGAUUUUCCAGAAAUCGUGCCGAACCCACAGCCCCCUCCAGUUACUGGCCCUUUCGGUAAUGACAAUACCGUCUUUUUUGAUACGACGACAAGCAAUUUCGACAACCAGGUUGCCAAGGAAUUUGUGGCCAACAUUUCUCAGAAUCCCCUUGCAUUUGGCCAUAAUGAGACAACGCGGUCGGAUUUCCGCAUUUUCAACGCCGACGGCGGUGAUAUGAUCUCACGAAUGGCUGAAUCACAAGAAUUCUUCUCCCAGACCUGCGCUACUCUAUUCGAACGUAUGAUCAAUACGGUGCCACCAAAUGUCAAGCUAACUGAUGCUCUUCAACCCCUGCCCGUUAAGCCAAGAAAGUGGUCUAUAGAUGUCAAUGCGGAUAAGACGCUGACAGUCAGUCUAACUUUAAGAAUCGUCGACACUCUAUUAGGAGGUGGUAUCCAGGCCCUGGUCAAGCCAGUCUCACGCGCCGGUGCGGCUUUGCCUGUCGCAUCACCUGUCGUCAUUGGAAACAUUUCUACUUCAAUCUGUGAUUAUCCCAACUGCGGCCCAAGCUUUGUGUAUCUUGAUUACAGCAUCAAUAUCCCUGCUGAGCAAGGCAUAUCCUCUUUCACUGUUGACGUUACAGACGGCAGUGGAAAGACUACGACCUUUAACAAUGGAGGUGCCGGAUUCCCUCUGUCUGAUGCCAUUCAGCCACAGAUGAGUCUCAGCACACAAACUACGAAAACUGUCAACGGUGUCACUCUUCAACAGCUCAAUGUGACUGCAGCGGUCUACAACGCUGAUCAGUAUACUAACAUCUCGCUUAUCGUUCCUCAGCCUUCGAACUUUAGUGCUACCAUCAGCCCGUGGGUUGCGGAGGUGGCCCCCAUGAAGGCUUCCGGCAAGAUUGCAGGGACCAACUUCACUCUCUAUACUGGCUCGUGGUUGGCCAGUGACGCGGGUGCCCCUCAACAUCCUUUCGAUGUCCUCGCCACAGGUCCAAAGGGCAGUGCUUCGAGCACAUUCAACUCGUGGGGUGACGUGCCAUUUGUUCUCUAA
Messenger RNA from Trichoderma aggressivum f. europaeum, 1653 nucleotides. Its product is annotated as CAZyme family AA2. Gene Ontology annotation, molecular function: heme binding; peroxidase activity. The record is from RefSeq and is a predicted model, not a curated record. The transcript has 5 exons. Bases 1 to 1653 code for a protein of 550 amino acids. NCBI's taxonomy places the organism in Eukaryota, Fungi, Ascomycota, Sordariomycetes, Hypocreales, Hypocreaceae. Gene Ontology annotation, biological process: cellular response to oxidative stress; response to reactive oxygen species; hydrogen peroxide catabolic process.